AUGUUAACAAUGGAAGAAAAGUCACGUAACCCGUUUGUUCAACUAGUUCCUGACAACAGUUCCUCAGUUGUCGACUACCGUACAGUUACUUCGUACAGGUGCAUGGCAGUUAAUUUCCCAUCAGGGGCCGACAUCGAGAUCUCCUGGUACAUGCGCACAGAGUUCAGUUCGCCGAUAAAGCUGCACGACUUCACGUACAAGGAAGGGUGUGAGAUUAAAAUCGUGUCCUGGCUCGAGGAUCCAGCACAGCCGGCGUUCGGCGCCCAGAAGUUCUCCGAGCUCAGCAUCAUCAACGUCACGUACAUGUUCGACGGGAAGCUGGUUUGCAGCACCACGUGGGAUGGAGAGAUAUAUGACACGUCUGUCAACAUCUCUGUCAUAGGAGAGCCAGAGAUACACACAAGUGGGACGGUCCCUGCUCAGUUGGGAGCAUUCACAGAAGUCGUCUGCAAUGUGACGUCACGCCCUCCAUCAUCCAUAGUAAACUGGUUCAUCAACAGCACUAGAAUGGAUUUCUACUCGAGGAAACACGGGAUUCGGAACACGGUGAUUGGCGUCACGAUUCUUUCUCGACUCACUAUAUUCCGCGUCACUCACACCGACUUCGGCGUGUACACGUGUCAGGCGGAAAACGACUAUGGAGUCCAGUCUGGCAUCAUAAACCUGCAAGAACAGAUAGACUGCACGAAGCAUAUGUGUGAAGGAAACAGAGAGUGUAAGGAUGGAAUUGUCUGUAUAUGCAAACACGGGUACCGAACAGACGGCGAUAUGGAUUGUAUAGAUGUUAAUGAGUGUAGCGGCCGUCAUGGGUGUGAACAGGACUGCAAGGACACCCCCGGCUCGUUCAUGUGCGCCUGUUUCGCCGGGUAUACACUGGCAGAGGACGGAAAGACGUGCCAGGUGUACCAUGCGUUGGACACGGCCAUGUUGAGAAGUCUCUUAGUCGGCAUCGGUAUGGGAGCCAGCGCCGUAGUCUUAGUGGGUGUCGCCGUCGUCAUGUGUGUAUGCUACAGACGUCAUCUCGAUGUGAACAAACAGCUGAUUGACAGAGAAAACGAUUCUAUGUUUGGAAGUGUUUUGUAUACCAGGCAUGAACGACUGACGGAGAUUGACGUAUACGAGACUGUUGAACGACUGAGUGACGAGUUUCCCCGAGAUCGACUUCGGUUUCUGGAGCAGCUCGGGAACGGGACUUUUGGCGCGGUUUUCAAAGCAGAAGCUCUAAGUAUAACCGGUUCGGGGACAUGGGAAGUCGUGGCUGUGAAACUCUGUAGAGAAUGCGCCACAGACUUGGAUAAGGAGGACCUGUAUAACGAACUGAUGAUCGUGAAGAAAAUCCCGGGUCACGUGAACGUCGUGUCAUUCUACGGAUGCUGCACAAUCGGAGAUCCGCUCGUCCUGAUCAUGGAGUACGCUCCUUGCGGCAAUCUGCUUGAGUUCCUCAGGAACCGGCGACCCGAGAACCUGGAAUCACAUGCCUAUGACAACGACCUGACGGCUAAGGACCUGCUGUCGUUCGCGCUGCAGUCCGCCAGAGGGAUGGCGCACUUAUCCCAUAACAGUAUCAUGCAUCGUGAUGUUGCUGCCAGAAAUGUUUUGAUUGGUACUCAUCAAAUCUGCAAGAUUUCAGACUUCGGCUUGGCACGUGACGUGGAAGGAAUCGACAUCUACGAAAGGACAUCCAAGGGUCCACUUCCAAUUCGUUGGAUGGCACCCGAGUCUCUGAUGGAGGGAAUCCACUCUCACAAAUCUGACGUGUGGUCUUACGGUGUCCUGCUUUGGGAGAUAGUAACACUCGGUGCCAGCCCGUAUGCAGAUCAGAAUCUGAAGUAUGUUAUUGAGGCAGUCAAUGCAGGAAAGACACUGGACAAACCUCAACACUGCACUGCCGAGCUGUAUGAUUUAAUGUGCUUGUGCUGGUUUAUGCAUCCGGCCAAUCGUCCCGGUUUCUCCAGUAUCUGUGGAAAUCUCGAAUGGCUUCUCGAAAAAGAAGCAGACUAUAUUCAGCUGGACCAGUUCCAAGAACACAUUUACACUGUACUAGAACCAGACACUAUGGAGGAAAGACUUUAAUUAUAUAUAGAUGUGUUUCAAGAACACAUUUACACUGUACUAGAACCAGACACUAUGGAGGAAAGACUUUAAUUAUAUAUAGAUGUGUUUCAAGAACACAUGCACACUGUACUAGAACCAGACACUA
Gigantopelta aegis is the source of this 2200-nucleotide messenger RNA. Its product is annotated as fibroblast growth factor receptor 3-like. The transcript has 16 exons. Gene Ontology annotation, cellular component: signaling receptor complex. The record is from RefSeq and is a predicted model, not a curated record. NCBI's taxonomy places the organism in Eukaryota, Metazoa, Mollusca, Gastropoda, Neomphalida, Peltospiridae. Gene Ontology annotation, molecular function: ATP binding; transmembrane receptor protein tyrosine kinase activity; calcium ion binding. Gene Ontology annotation, biological process: cell surface receptor protein tyrosine kinase signaling pathway; positive regulation of kinase activity; multicellular organism development. The coding region runs from base 1 to 2073 and encodes 690 amino acids.